Molecule: messenger RNA, 885 nt
Organism: Trichoplusia ni (cabbage looper)
Lineage: Eukaryota; Metazoa; Arthropoda; Insecta; Lepidoptera; Noctuidae
Exons: 1
Coding region: 84-872 (262 amino acids)
Biological process (GO): arachidonate secretion; phospholipid metabolic process
Molecular function (GO): A2-type glycerophospholipase activity; structural molecule activity
Source: RefSeq, a predicted model, not a curated record
UUGAAAAGUCGAAUAAAUUGUAACAAAUUAAUUCACUUAACAACACUAUUUAUUAAGUGUUCAAUUCAUAACUUAUCAGUCUUAUGAUGUGUAUUGGAGAGAGCAGUCUUCUCAAUUGGAUAAUAAAUAAUUUACCGUUUGAGUUACAUUUACCAGGCUAUAAAUAUUGUGGGCCUGGCACAAACAUAAUUAAAAGGCUUAGACGUGGAGAUAAAGGUAUUAAUAAAUUAGACGAGUAUUGCAAGGAGCACGACAUCGCUUAUCACAAGUCAUCAAACUUAGAGGAUCGUCACAAGGCAGAUUUAACUUUGUUAAAUAUGGCGAAAGAACGAGCAGCUGCCUUGGAUGCAAGUCCAGGUGAAAAACUCGCGGCACGCUUAGUACGCAACGCUAUGUCAAUGAAAAUUAAAACUGGUUCUGGUCUAAAGAAAUGUAACAACAAGUGUUCUCAAAAAGAUACAACUGGAAAAGGAUUAAAAAAUAAAUUUAAAAGCGUUAUUACCAAAACGAAAAAACAAAUCAAAAAAUUAAAACCAAAAUGCAAAAAAGCAGCGAUAGAAUUAGCUAUGGCUGCUGCCAGAGAAUUAGCUGAUAAUUCAUCCAUCAAACUUCUUCGAGUCAUUCCUAUACCACGAACAGGUGGAGUGCUACCUUUAAUUCCUAUAUUUGCGGGAUUAUCUGCUGCUGGAGCUCUAGCAGGUGGUGCAGCUGGCAUUGCUAAAACCAUAAAUGAAUUCAAGAUGGCUAAAAAACUGUUAGCUGAGUCAAAGAGACAUAAUGAAAAAAUGGAGGCUCUUUGCAUAGGAAAAGGGCUACACCUUAAGCCACAUAAAGAUGGGUUUGGAAUAUUCAUAUCAAAAGAAAAAAACUAAGACUUCGGCUACC